AGGAACUAAUACACAUUUAACUGCCGUACUACUUACAAUUGUGAUUCAAGAAUAUUUAAGUAUUCUUUUGCAAUACAUAGGAUAGAGAAACCAUCUGAUACUAGUCAUGUCCAAGCCUACGAACCUAAAGGAUGCCUUGGCCAAGUGGGAGGAGCGCAAUAAGCAGCCGGCCAGCACCGCCACAGAAAUUGGCCUGCAGUUCCAGUAUCCCCCGAUAGAGAAAAUGGAUCCGAUCCUCAACACGCUGACAGAGUGCCAGAAGCUCAGUUUGUCCUCCAAUAUGAUUGAGAAGAUAAGCGGUAUAUCGGGAAUGAAGAACCUAAAGGUCCUGAGCCUGGCACGCAAUAAUCUGAAGACCCUCAACGGCAUCGAACCCUUGGCUGAUACUCUAGAGGAGCUGUGGGUCAGCUACAACAACAUCGAGAAGAUCAAGCCCAUCGAAGCGAUGAAGGCUUUAAGGGUGUUCUAUAUAUCCAAUAACGUGAUCAAGGACUGGGCGGAGUUUAUGCGCAUCGGCAUUCCACCCAAUCUCGCGGAAAUCACAUUUGUGGGCAACCUUUUAAACGAGAACAUGGAACCGGCAGCCUUUACCGCCGAAGCAGUGCGACGUCUGCCCAAUCUGAAGAAACUCGACGGGGAGCCAGUCAUUCGCUAGAGGAAAACCAACGAACCCUGUUCUCUUAUGUUCUAAAUAAAGGCAAGUCAAAAGUCGAACAACAGAACCUUUGACCUUAGUUCCGUAGUUCGACUAAAUCAUUGCCAACAGUACAAGGCUUGAAUCAAGAAUUCCUCCGACAGCCAACAGUUCAUUUUCCAAUUUUCAAUGCGUUCCCAAAGCUGCUGAUGAGCUCCAUUGUUUUGCCUGACUCAUGUUGCACCCGCCUCCUAACCCAAACCCAAGUUUAAGCCCAUUGGAGAAUGUAUAUCUGUGGGGAACUAUUCAUAGAUACUCUAAAACAAAUCGGAGUUUUGAGGUUUUCCUGUUUC
This is a messenger RNA of Drosophila suzukii, 987 nucleotides long. RefSeq names its product dynein axonemal light chain 1. Gene Ontology annotation, molecular function: protein binding. Lineage: Eukaryota; Metazoa; Arthropoda; Insecta; Diptera; Drosophilidae. The record is from RefSeq and is a predicted model, not a curated record.